UUACUGAUGGUAAGCUUGUUUGUUCGUUUUUUAAGAAGCUGUUUUGCAUUGAAAAAACAACACCAGCUAAAUUUUGUGGCCUUGGUAGUUAGCUAUGCUUGAAAUUUGUUUGGCGUUCUGUCUUUGCUUGGCAUCAUCUUUAACUGAACAAACCAAGCUCCAAAUUAACAAAAUAUGAUCUACUUUCUUGUUAGAGCAGAGGGUAAAGGCAAGUAAAAGCUGCCACCAACCCCUCCAACAGCAGGAUGAAUGUGCAUUGGAAUAAAUCUGAGCCCAUUUUGAUCGAUGAUGAGAUUCUGCAGGAGGCCGUAAUGGAGAAACUUCCCCUAGGGCAGGCUAGUCAUGCUGCAAAGGUGGAGCAGAUCCACUUUAGUGAAAUCCUUAACCUACAUCUGGAAUACAGAAACAUCCUGAGGAUUGACCACCUAUGGGAGUUCACGUCUUUGUCCAGGCUUAAUUUGAACAACAACCUCAUAGAGAAGAUUGAGGGUCUGGACCGUCUGGUGAAUCUGACAUGGCUUAAUUUGUCAUUCAACAGCAUAAAGAAAAUUGAGGGUCUGGAGUAUCUGCAGAAGCUUGAAUUGCUGAAUUUGACCAACAACAGAAUCUCUGUCAUUGAAAACAUGGACGCACUUGAGAAACUCACUCAUUUCAGCAUUGCAAACAACCACGUUGGACAGUUGGACAAUGUGCUCUAUCUCAGGAAGUUUAAGAACCUGUCCGGCCUCAGCCUACUUGGAAAUCCUGCCUCCAAGGACAGUGAUUACAAAUUUUUCAUUGCAGCCUACUUUCCAAGGUUGAUGUUCCUAGAUUACAGAUUACUUGAUGAGAAGACGAAAAAUGAAGCAUCUAUCAAAUACCACUAUGUCUUUGAGGAAGUUCGCCACGAGGAGUUGCAGAUGCAGCAGGCUCAUGAGGCUGAACAAAACCAGAAAGCUGAAAUUAACCUGCAUACGGAUGCCUUUGUGGAGUCCCUGAAUGGGUCUUCUCUAUUUAAGAGCAUGAUCAAAGAUGAUCCUGAGGCACAGACAAUACAAUGUGUGCCUGGAGUGGCUCCUCUGCUUCAAACAUUUGAGCACCAAAUGGUGGAGCUGUGUAUGCAGUUAUUUGACACAGGCCUAGCUGAACAUAAGCGAAGAGAGACGGAGCUGAGCUCCUUCUUCAGUGCUCAGGCUAAGGUCAUGACAGACUACCAGGAAAAAGCAUCGCAAAUAUUGGCAAAGUUUGAGCCGCAACACAAAGAGAGGAUCAUGGAGUUGCAGCAGUUAUCAGACCCAGACAUGCUGAGGGUCAAGAUCAGCCACUGCAAUGAUGAGCUCAGCCAACUGUGUAAAAGCCUGAUGGCAGUGGAGUUUCAGCUGGUCAGCCAGCUGGAGGAUGUCAUCAAAAAGUUUGACAGCAACAUGUCAGACAUGAUUAACAACUUCAGUGAAACUGCUCAAGGGAUAUUUGCACAAUGCCGAGAUCUGGAGGAUGAUUAUCAUCAAAAGGUAAAGGAGAUUGUUGUAGGAACUCUGGAAAAUGUGGCCAAGGACGAGCUUGAGGAGGACAUCCCAGAGGAUGUUAAAAUGCUGUUUACAGACAGAGACACAGUGAUGGAUGCACUAGCCACCAGCCACGAUAACCACCUGCUGAAGAUCAAUGACAGAGAGACUCAGCUGGUAACACGUGUCAAUGCGUGGAAAGUGGCCCUCAUUAAAGGGAUUGAAGACAAAGAACUGAAGCAGAACCGUAUGCGCAUCUCAGACAUCCACAGAUAUGUGGACUAUUUGAAGGAACAGCUGGAAGACUUUCAGUAGCAUCAUCAGUAAACCAUCUUUGCCCAAAUUCUCUGUUAUGUAUUAAUUUUUUUCUUUUUUAAAAAAUGUAACAGGACAUUUUCACAGCCUUUCACUGUGUACAAGCAAAUACAUUUCUAUGUAUGUUCUAUCCACAAUAAAGUAUUCAAGAAAUUA
Molecule: messenger RNA, 1955 nt
Organism: Scatophagus argus
Lineage: Eukaryota; Metazoa; Chordata; Actinopteri; Scatophagidae
Gene: drc3
Product: dynein regulatory complex subunit 3
Exons: 12
Coding region: 246-1799 (517 amino acids)
Molecular function (GO): protein binding
Source: RefSeq, a predicted model, not a curated record